This is a messenger RNA of Didymodactylos carnosus, 1129 nucleotides long. The record is from the annotation of a GenBank genome assembly. Lineage: Eukaryota; Metazoa; Rotifera; Eurotatoria; Philodinida; Philodinidae.
AUGUAUACGAUCAUUUUGCUUUUGUUUGUCUCACAUAUUUCUUGUCUUCCAUGGUCAAAACCAGAAUAUGAAUUUAAAUUUGAAACAAUAUGGUUAACAAUGACCGAUGGUAUUCGUUUAUCAUGUACAUUAGGCAUACCAACGCCAACUAAUAAUAAAAAAAAUGAAACAUUUCCGAUUCUAUUAGAAUAUUUGCCAUAUCGUAAAGAUGAUAGUUUUUAUUACACUAAUUAUCAAGAUUAUUGGUAUUUUUCAAGACGAGGAUACAUUGUAGCUAAAGUUGAUAUUCGUGGUACCGGUGCCUCUGAUGGUAUUCGUGUACCCAAAGAAUAUUCAACAAUUGAAUUAGAUGAUUGUGAAUCCGUUAUUGAACAAUUAAGUCAAUUGUCAAUAUCAAAUGGGAAUGUUGCUAUGAUGGGCUUUAGUUGGAGUGCAUUUAAUAGUCUAAUGAUGGCAAUUUUACGUCAUCCACCAGCAUUGAAAGCGAUUUAUGCUGCACACGGAUCUGAAGAUUUAUAUUUUAAUGAUAUACAUUACAUGGAUGGUAUUCUACAUGAAGAUGAAUAUAUUUUAUCUGUUGAUCAUGAAAAUGCAUUACCACGUACACCUGACUAUGUAAUUGAUGAUGAUUUUAUUCAACAACGUUUUAAUUCAAACAGUACAUAUCCAUGGACGGAUUUAUAUUUACAACAUCAAAUUGAUAGUCAAUUCUGGUCUCAACAUUCAAUUAUGUAUUAUUACAAAAAUUUAACAAUACCUGUUUAUUUACUAGCUGGAUAUUAUGAUAGCUAUAAUGGUAAGUAUUUUAAUUUAUUAUCGUUCGACUAUAUAUUAAACUUUUGAUGAAGCUGCUUCGGCAUAUCUAUAGUGGAAAUUUAGGCAUGAAAGUUACAGUGGAUCUACAGAGAAAGGAAGAGAAUAAUAAUUACUGACUUUGGCCUCCCGAGUAGAGACCUGCAACCCAACCCGAAUCCGAUCCGAACCCGACCCGACCCUCGGGUUAAGAUGCUGUCGGGUCGGGUCGGGUUCGGGUUGAAUAUUUGGCGACGCAAUUUAAAAUAUAAAUAAUAUUUUUAGCUUUGUAUUACUGGUUGAAAGUUAUCUCUACUGGAAUUUCCAGUUGAAAGAC